This is a messenger RNA of Purpureocillium lilacinum, 1416 nucleotides long. The record is from RefSeq and is a predicted model, not a curated record. Lineage: Eukaryota; Fungi; Ascomycota; Sordariomycetes; Hypocreales; Ophiocordycipitaceae.
AUGGUGGAGAAAGCUUCCACGGAGGCAGGCCAUCACAUCAUGGCCUCGCCCUGCUUAGGUUCUGCUUCCUUGGGCGAGCAGCCAAGGCGACUGCUGGUUACGGGGGUCGUUUUCGGGCGGAUUGGGGAGGCCAGUGACGUCGUUGGGCGCUGCUGGAGUCGCCGAAAAAAGUGCCUCAGGAUGUCCCCUGCACCGACUCGCGCUAGCACCCUUCUGCACAUCCGGUGCAGUACAGGUACGUACUGUCGCACACUGAUUGAACCCGGACCGGCAGCGGCGCCAGGAUCUGGAUCUGAGCUGGACUGGCUUGGCUGGGCUGGAUCAUCAGUGAUCUUGGUUGGGCAGGGCCAGCGACAGCUCGCGGACUCCGUGCCGCACGACGAGCGACUCGUGUGCCACCCACCCACCCAUUUUGAGCGGCUCAUGCUGUGCAACGGCCUCCGCAUCUGCUGCGUGAGACGUGUCAGCCUGGAGGAUGCACGACACGUGAGGCAUGGGGCAGGCCUCGAAGCGUUCCCUGCGCCAGGUACAGACGGCCACUGCGCUCGAUUCCAAAGAUUCGCGGGCUGCGCUGGCCAUUGCGCCUCGAGGGGCGUGGACGCCGGAAUACCAGCUGGUUUGCCCUUGCAAUGUACGAGUAUGCGACAGCGCCAAAGCCAAAAGGUAAUGGUGGUGGUGUUGCGCCGUUGCCAGCGCCCCUGGCACGACGAAGAUCAGCGGCGCCGAGUCCGUCCUGUCUGCAGGCGGUGGCGGGCCACCGAUGGCACCCGGCCAUUCCACUGCAACCGCCGGCGUCCAGAUGGCCGUUCCAGAAAACGGGUGCCUGUUCCGCUGGCAGGUGGCUGGCCUGCUGGUCUCAGCCAUCGCGGGCAGAGAGGGUGGCAUUGUGCAACGGGGGAUUGGCUGCCCUUCGCCACGCGUGAAGGAUUUUUCUGGAGACGUCGAAGCUAUUUCCGCACCGCGGGCGAGACAUGCAACCAGGCUACAGCGACAGACAUCCUGAGAAAUGCGAGUGGGAAACCCCGGGCGUCCUGCCUGCGUUCGUUUGUUCCUUCACUGCUCGUGUUGCUUCGCGCGCCCGCCGCGCCUCUAGCGGGAGGCAGGCGGAGCAGCACCAAAUCGGAAGGGCGCUGGUCAUCGCGUCUUUCAUCAGCCAAGAAAGCGCCCGGGGGGGCAUCCUUCGCGGCUGACUUGAUCGUAAUGCGGCAUGGGGAAAUGGCGGGUGGGAGGCGUCAGAAAAUCGAAGGGUGCGGGAUCCCCGGCUGGGGUCGGGUUGGUGCAGACAGCCCAGACGAAACUGGCCGGGAGCUUAACUUGGCAGCGGCAAAAUAUGGCGAGGUAGGCAGGCAGGCAGGGAGAGGCACCUCAGUCGGAGGGAGCCCUGCUAAAUGGAACCUUCCUCGCCGACCUAGGUGA